Molecule: messenger RNA, 3462 nt
Organism: Stylonychia lemnae
Lineage: Eukaryota; Ciliophora; Spirotrichea; Sporadotrichida; Oxytrichidae
Source: the annotation of a GenBank genome assembly
AUGAGAUCAGCUGCAAAUAAUAAAAAACAUUAUUCCCCAGUUUCCCUAUCUAUAUCAUCUUCUGCUACAUCCUAAGAGGAGGAAAAAUAUGGGUAAAGCAGAACUAAAUAUCUUUAAGAUGCUUAAGAUGUGUUGGAAAAUUAAACCAAAUUGAAAGGCAAUAGAGAUAAUGAUUAGAUUAGUUAAAGUGAAAAGAGCAGCUAGGAUUCAGAUGAUUCCAUCAAUAGCAAAUAAAGAAUUGAAAGCGAGGAUUUCUAUCAAUCCAGUGAUCAGUCAGAUUUAGAGAAACAAAUUGAGAAGGAUUUAAGUGAGUUGCUUUAAAUUGGAUUUGAAAGACUUGAAUAAGAUACUAAGACAGAAUUAUUGAAGUAGUACUAAUUCUCAAAUACACAAUAGGUAAAUGAAAUAUUAGCAGGCAAACUGUUCAAUUUUCAAAACUAAGUUAAGCUUUUUCAUAGCUUAUAUAAGCAAGGAUACUUCACCAAUGUACAUUAGAAAAAAGUGAGACUUUAAAAGGAUUUAAAUCUGAUCUAAAAACGAAAUUUACUUUAAGCUCAACUUGAUGACAUAGAAGCAACAAUAUAGAACAUGCAAUAAACUGAAUAAAUCUUUACAACACUAUUUUUAUCUGAUGAUCAGUCGACUUAAGAUUGUAAACCUCUAUCUCAAGAUUUUUAUAUGGAACAAUUGAGAGGGUUUGAUGAAUUUAGAACUAGCUAAGACUCAGCAAGAACUCUUAGUUACAUAUCUGAAAUGGAGACUGAUAAUCCUAAGUCAGAAUAUAAUAAACAGAGAAGAAGGGACAUCAAAGAGCUUUCAAAGUAGUUUGCGAAAGAUGCUAUCAAAAGACACAAUAAGAAAUAACUUCAAGCCUUUACUUUUACCACUGAGAGCAGAUUGCCAGGUAGAAUGAGACCGAGUUUGAAUGAGUUGGUAGAUGAGGACUUUGACAUUAGUUGGGUUCAUACUAGUGAGAGGUUCAAAAACUUUAAUCGAACCAAACAGAUUUUGACUAUACCACCUACAAAGGCUGAAGAUAUAGAUGAUUACAGGAAAUAGGAAAUUGAGAGGUAUAAAUACCCACUUGAUCCAUGGAUGUACAGCAUAACUGAUGGAAGAAAGGCAAUAGUUGGUCCAGUAUUUAGAAAAAGAGCUUAAAUCUAAAAUAGACCAAGAGAACACUUAUUCUUAAAGAGUGAGAGACCUCCAGGAGUAAACAUUCUAGCAUUGGUAAGAGACGCUGCAGCUAGGUUACCAGAUCAGGUUGGCACAAGGACAGACGUUGCUGAAUUAGUUAAGGAUUCUCAAUUUCUGGCUGAAGGUCUAACAGAUUAUUAUAUUUCUCAAACAGUAAGUGGUGGUCUAGAUAGACUAUCAGCAGAAGAAGAUCCUAGUGUCAGAUUCGAUCCUUCUAGUAAGUUAUGGAUAUACUUGCAUGGCAAAAGAACUUUGGAUUCAUCUAAAUGGGCUACUGGUAUUAAUGAAUGUACUAAAAAAGCCUUUGAAAAGAAUAAUGAAAAAUUCUUCACCUCAGGAUUUUUGGUUGGCCCAACUAAAUCAGCAGGAGGAAAUUCCAAUGAAACAACCGAUAUAGGCACUUCCCACGGUCUCCCAGCCACCGCUACCAAUGAAAAAAUCUCUAAUUUAUUGAAAGCCGAGAACAUUAAUCACGUAUCUGUAAAUAUUCCAGCUCAGAGUGAUAAUGGAACUGGCACCAUCUACUUCAAUUCAAGGCCUGAUUUCGUAAAAGCUGCAAGUGCUAUAAGGAGUCUUAAACUUGAUGACAAAAAUCUUAAUUUUAGAGUUCAAACCUACGGAGACUACAAUCCCUCCACCAGUGUUUUUGUCAAGUUCUUCUCUGAUCUAGUAUCUGAUUAAGAUCUCAUUCAGGAAUUCUCUCAAUGCGGACUAGUACUAUCACUAAUGGUAAAUCCAACAAUGAUCAAUUAAUUUGUUGUGAAUAGAUCCUCCAAGAUUAAUAGACUAAGAAGUCGAGAGCUUGAUGGGAAAUAAUUGAAGAAUCAUCAAGGAAGUAUUUAAGUGAGACUAUUCGAGCAGCCUCAAAAGACUUUUGCUCAAAAUUAAGCUAUCCAAAACGAUAGACAACAGAAAGGUCUUGCUUUCCAAAGAAAAUCAAACCUCUUUGUCAAGGGAAUUCCCUUUAAUGUAGAUGAAAACUUCUUGAGAGAACUUUUUGGAAGAUACGGUAAAUUGAGAAGCGUGAUGUUGAAGAGAUUCAACAUACCCAAUCAGCAGGCUCAGCCAUUCUUCACUUCAGCUUACUCAAUUGCUUAUAUUGAUUACGAAAGAGAAGAAGAUGCUCUUAAAGCCAUCGACGAGCUUAAUCACUACAUAAUCAAUGGCGCUCUCAUCUAGGUUGAGAUGUACGAGAAGAGCUCACAAAAUGCUGCUUUAAGAGACAGCACCUACGUGAUUGGAAAUGAAAACCUCAGAGCUAUUUUCAUUAGAAACAUCAAGAGAGAUGUGACUGAGCAAAGACUUAAAGAGAUUUGUUCAAAGUUCGGCAAUGUUCUCGACUGCUAACUCAAGACCUACGAAGUGGACGGCGAAGUUAGAUCUAAGGGUACCGCCCAAGUUAUCUUCUCCAAGAAGGAGGAGGCUUCUGAGGCCAUCAAGAAUCUCUACUAUGAGGACGAUUUGGGAGACAAGAUGGAUGUCGACUUCUUCAAACUUAAGGAAGCCAGAAUCCAAGAAAUGGACAAACAAAUGAAUCCAUUUAACUCUCAUGAGUUCCAGAGAAUGAUGAACAACAAUAGAACUCCACAAUAUAGAAUGCAAUAUCAAUAAUAGAGACCACAGAUUUAUAAUGCUCAAGACUAGCAGCAAAGGCCACGCCAAUAGCCAUUUGAGAAUGCUUAACAGUAUCAGAACGUGAGGACCUCCAUGCCUCAGUAGUAAACUCAAUAUCGUGCAAGACCUAGACAAUAAAACCGUGGAAACUAGCAAUAGCAGCACUCCUAUUAAAAAAGAGCCCCAGGUCAAUAUCCAAGACCAGGCCAACCAAUGGGAUAAUACCAAGGAGGCUUCAAUCAGCCACAACCAAUGAUGCCGAUGAAUCAAUUCGGAGCUCCAUUUUAACAGACUCAGCCAAUAAUGGGCUUCAUACCUCCUCAGAACCAGCAAAUGAGAUAGUUUGUGCCAACUCAAAUGCAAUAACAGAUCCCUAUCCCUCAAGCUUUAGUCCUCUUCAAUCUUAAUGAAUAUCAAUCAAAGACUACCCUAGCUGAACAAAAGGAGUACAUUGGUAACUUGAUCUAUGACUUUAUAGAACAGAGAUACCCAUAAGAAGCACCAAAGAUCACAGGAAUGAUUCUUGACCAGAAGCCAGAGGAACUAAUGAAGUAUGUCGCCAACAGAGACUUAUUCUACAAUCAAGUUGAUAUUGCUAACUAACUUAUUCAACAAGAAAAAGCAAAAGCAUUAUCUCAAUAGCAAUAAUGA